Penicillium pulvis is the source of this 1761-nucleotide messenger RNA. Its product is annotated as flavin-containing monooxygenase. The transcript has 4 exons. The record is from RefSeq and is a predicted model, not a curated record. NCBI's taxonomy places the organism in Eukaryota, Fungi, Ascomycota, Eurotiomycetes, Eurotiales, Aspergillaceae. Gene Ontology annotation, molecular function: NADP binding; N,N-dimethylaniline monooxygenase activity; flavin adenine dinucleotide binding. The coding region runs from base 1 to 1761 and encodes 586 amino acids.
AUGUUCAUCAAAGCCUUCCAAGGUCAUGAGAGUUCGAGGGAAGAAUUGAACCGUGCAGAACGGCCCAUCCAUACCGAGCGUGACGUUCGGAUCGUGUGUAUUGGAGCUGGGCUAGCAGGUCUAUGCCUGGCAUACAAGCUCCAACGAUCAUUCCAAAACUUUGAGCUUUUGAUCCUUGAGAAAAAUGACUCUCUUGGCGGCGUGUGGUUUGAAAAUCAAUACCCAGGAGUUGCCUGUGAUAUCCCUGGUCAUAACUAUGCCUACUCGUUUGAGCCCGCCGUGGAUCACACCGCAGAGUACGCAUCUGGCUCCGAGGUACGACAAUAUAUACAGAAUUUCGCGAAUAAGUAUGGCUUGAUAGACUAUUGUCUCUUCAACACUAAGGUCAGAAGUGCGUCAUGGGAUGACCAUGCCGGCUAUUGGAAGAUUUUGAUGGAAGACUCGAAGAGUAAUGAGCCUCGAAAAGAGACGGCAGAUAUCAUAAUCAACGCCAGCGGCCCGUUGAAUCAGUGGAAGCUACCUGAUAUUCCAGGACUGCAAGACUACAAAGGCCACCUCAUGCAUACCGCCAACUGGGAAAAGAGUGUGGAGCUGGAUGAGAAAAGGGUUGCAGUCAUCGGGAACGGCUCCAGCGGGCAACAAGUCCUGGUCGCGGUCCAACCUAGAGUCAAGAAUUUGAUUCAUUUCGUCCGGCAAGCGAAUUGGAUCACUGGACCGUUUGGAGAAGCUCCUCGGAGAUAUUCGCCAGAUGAGAUAGCCGAGUUUCACGAUUGUCCUGAGAAAUUAUUACUCAAGCGGAAGAAAGUGGAAGGGACAAUCAACAGCACAUUCUCUUCUUUCCUGUCCGAUAGUCCCCUCCAAGCAGGUAUGCGGAUGGCUUUGACUCUGGCCAUGGAAACCAAAAUCAAGAAAGGCGGUUUGAAUCAUAGUCUUAUUCCCAACUUCGCCCCUGGGUGUCGUCGCCCAACACCUGGAAUCGGAUACCUCGAAUCACUAUGCCAACCCAAUACCGAGAUCAUCAUGGGUGACAUCAAGAGGAUAACUGGGCACGGAGUGGUGGAUCACAAGGCAGUUGAGCACCAGGUGGACGUGAUUAUUUGCGCCACGGGGUUUGACACUUCUUUCUUGCCCUCAUUCACACUGACUGGACUGCAUGGACAAACUCUCCAUGAAAUGUGGGCCGAAGAUGUGACGGAUUCUUACUUUGCAACAACUGUCCCAUCUAUGCCAAAUUAUGCGGUCUUUGCUGGACCCUUCAACUCCACUGUCAGUGGCAGUUACGUACGAAAUAUCGAGAUUCAAGCCGACUACAUACUCCAACUUAUCGACCGAUACCAGACCGAGAACAUACACUCUUUUGCCCCACGCCUGUCAGCCAGCCGAGCCUUUACCUCACAUUGCCGCAAUUAUCUCGAACGCACGGUCUGGACGGAAGGCUGCCGAUCACACUUCAAAGCUGACAAAUCCAACACCAGAUUGACCAUGUGGCCGGGUAGUAGUCUCCAUUUCUCAGAUGCCCUUCGCGAAUUGCGCGCAGAGGACUAUGAAUGGGUAUAUUCUGGAGACGACCAGUUUGCAUGGCUUGGGAAUGGGCUCUCGGCGACCGGCAAUGAUCCUUUGAGUGAUAUUAGUUGGUAUGUCACACAGCGGGAUGAAGGGCCGUGGAUGAGUCGGAGAGCUCGUCGUGAGCAGUUCACACGGAUCGGGGCCCAAGAGGGACGGAACGACGUUUUGAAAGCCCAAGGCCGAAGUGCAGACUGA